AUGAACGCCGACAUUCCCGCUUCGUCCCAUCGCUACGCCCCAGACCGGAACAACUCAACCGUCACCCCAGGCGUCGAUAAUCUCGGCCCAGCUUCCGUCGGCGGCGGUAUUAGCGGCAUUGCUCUCGGCGUCGCAAACUCCCACGAUCGUCUCAGCGGCAUCGACGCUGUCCGCGCCAUGGAUCAAGAUCACCACGAUAACUUCACUGGCCCCGCCGAACGAGGCUACCACACCACCGGCUCCGAUAAUCCUUACGUGCCACAAGGCUACACCAGCGCCGAGUCUCUUCAUGCCGAGCGCUCCUAUGGCUCAAACAUGGCCCUCGGUGCAGCGGCCGCUCCACCAGGCGCGCAGACCCCCGGCCAAUCUUCCAUUCAUCUCAGUGAGACCAGUGCCAAUCGCCGCAGUAUGAUUGACCAGUAUCCUGGUUCGUAUGGAGCGAACAAUCUCGUGAGCGAUGGUCCCUACCAGCGCCAGUCGCAAUAUAGCACGAAUAUGCCCGAUAUCAACCCCAACGACAUUGCCGACGAUGACGAUGAUUACGCGCAUCAGUCCCGGAAUCGAGCUGCUCCUGCAGCUGGUGCGGCUGCUGGUGUGGCAGGCGGAGCUGCUACUGGGGGGCAUGGCGCCGCCGCUACUACUGCUUACGACCCUGUCCCCGGUGGAGGUGGUGGCGGGCUUGAAGCCGGCCACGGUGGUGGCUUCGGGGGUGGUGGCAGUAGCGGUGCUGCUGCGGAGAAGGCAGCAGCAGCUGAAGCAUCUCAAGCGGCACGAAAGAAGCGCGGCUGGAUAGCUGGUCUUGUUCUCGGAUUUAUUGUUGUCUGUGCGAUUGUCGGUGGUGCCGUCGGUGGAACACUCGGAACUAAACACUCGAAUGGCUCUUCUUCCUCCGACUCAAAUAACGAGUCUGCUACAUCGGAUUCUUCGAAAAAUGGCGAUUUGAACAAGGAUUCGUCUGAGAUCAAGGCACUCUUGGACAAUGACAACUUGCACAAGGUCUUCCCGGGCAUGGAUUAUACACCUUGGGGCGUGCAGUACCCGCUCUGCCUCAAGUAUCCUCCCUCUCAGAACAACGUCACUCGCGACAUGGCUGUUCUAUCGCAACUCACCAAUAACGUUCGACUUUAUGGAACAGAUUGCAAUCAAACGGAGAUGGUCCUGCACGCGAUUGAUCGACUCGAGUUGACCGACAUGAAAGUGUGGUUGGGUGUUUGGAUUGACACGAACAAGACGACGACGGAACGCCAGCUCGAUCAGCUCUAUAAGAUUCUCGACGACACCAAGGAUACCUCUAUUUUCAACGGCGUGAUUGUUGGUAACGAAGCUCUAUACCGUGCUGGCUCAGACAAGUCAUCAGCAGAGACAAACCUGCUCGGCUAUAUCAAGGAUGUCCGUAGCGAGCUGAAAAAGCGCAGCAUUGAUUUUGAUGUCGCGACCUCUGAUCUUGGUGACAACUGGAAUUCACAACUAGUUUCUGCCGUCGAUGCCGUCAUGUCAAAUGUCCACCCUUUCUUCGCAGGAGUCAAUAUCGAUAUUGCGGCUGCGUGGACAUGGGACUUCUGGCAAAGCCACGAUGUAUCCCUAACUAAAGGCACGCAAAAGAAACAAAUCAUCUCGGAAGUAGGCUGGCCCAGUGGAGGCGGCAAGGAUUGCGGUGACAGCCCGUCUUGCGACAGUGAUACUCCUGGCUCUGUGGCUAGCAUCGCCAACUUGAAUCAAUUUAUGGAAGACUGGGUCUGCCAGGCUCUGGAGAACGGCACCGACUACUUCUGGUUCGAGGCCUUCGACGAGCCAUGGAAAAUUCAGUAUAACACCAAGGAUGAAAACUGGGAAGACAAAUGGGGUCUGAUGGACUCCGGCCGUAAGAUCAAGGAUGGUCUGAAGAUCCCAGAUUGCGGUGGCAAGAGAGCCUCAUGA
Penicillium manginii is the source of this 1917-nucleotide messenger RNA. RefSeq lists its product as uncharacterized. Gene Ontology annotation, biological process: cell wall organization; carbohydrate metabolic process. The coding region runs from base 1 to 1917 and encodes 638 amino acids. The transcript is spliced from 3 exons. Gene Ontology annotation, cellular component: cell surface; fungal-type cell wall; extracellular region. The record is from RefSeq and is a predicted model, not a curated record. NCBI's taxonomy places the organism in Eukaryota, Fungi, Ascomycota, Eurotiomycetes, Eurotiales, Aspergillaceae. Gene Ontology annotation, molecular function: glucan endo-1,3-beta-D-glucosidase activity; 1,3-beta-glucanosyltransferase activity.